This is a messenger RNA of Chelmon rostratus (copperband butterflyfish), 1594 nucleotides long. Its product is annotated as GTP-binding protein Rhes-like. The record is from RefSeq and is a predicted model, not a curated record. Gene Ontology annotation, molecular function: GTPase activity; GTP binding. Bases 238 to 864 code for a protein of 208 amino acids. NCBI's taxonomy places the organism in Eukaryota, Metazoa, Chordata, Actinopteri, Chaetodontiformes, Chaetodontidae. The transcript has a single exon.
CUCUGUGCAUCUUUGAAAGAGAGCCACAAAAAAUAAAGCUGGGAGUUUUAUUUAAAAGCAACGGAGUGAAGCUCAAGAAGAAGACUCACAAGAAACUCUCAAAAAGGAGAUUUUCAGGGGAAACUCUUUAGAAAAGGAAAAGUCGGUGACAGGUGAAAUUUGCAGUCAGUUUUACAGUAACUGAGACAGUUUUAGGGACAUUUUCUUCUCCUUUUGGCCAGCAGCAAAAGCCACAGCAUGUCUCUGGAGGUGAAGGAGAAGACCCAGGUGCGUCUAGUGUUUCUGGGGGCAGCAGGAGUGGGCAAGACAGCCCUGAUCCAACGCUUCCUCCAGGACACAUUUGAGCCCAAACACAGGCGCACAGUGGAGGAGCUGCACAGCAAGGAGUAUGACAUCGGUGGGGUCAAGAUCACAAUAGAGAUCCUGGACACCAGCGGCAGCUACUCCUUCCCGGCCAUGCGUAAGCUGUCCAUCCAAAACAGCGACGCCUUCGCACUGGUGUACGCUGUGGAUGACCCAGAGUCACUGGAGGCAGUCAAGAGCCUCCGCGAUGAGAUUCUGGAGAUCAAGGAAGACAAGUACACCCCGAUCGUGGUGGUGGGGAACAAGGUGGACCGGGAGCAGGAGCGUCAGGUCUCGAACGAGGACGUGCUGUCAACUGUAGAGAUGGACUGGAACAACAGCUACCUGGAGGCUUCGGCGAAGGAGAACGCCAACGUGGUGGAGGUGUUCAAAGAGCUCCUGCAGCAGGCGAACCUUCCCAGCCGGCUCAGCCCAGCGCUACGCAGGCGCAGGGAGACCUUUCCGAAAGACACCAGCAUCCGGCCGCCCAUGAACAAGACCAACAGCUGUAUUUUGUCAUAAUGGGAGGAGAAGUGUUGGUUUUUUUGUUUCAUGAGGAGGUGAGAGCAUGGAGAGAACGUUGUGCAACUCAGUGCUGCUGAACACUCAGAAAGAGGAAAGACAGCCUGUUUGGCUUCAGUGUAAAGAGAAGAGCUGCCUGGCUGAGGUACUGUUAGAGAUUCUGGACCCACAAAGACUUCAGGGUUCACGACUGAGAGGAAAAGUAUUGAAACUUAACCUGACCAGACCGCCGGUGGAAAGAAGAAAAGAUCCAUUAAUCACUCAGUUGUUUACUUGAUGUAAUGUUGUUGCUGCUUAUUUGGUGACACGUUGCUGGUGUUUAGAUCAAUGUAUAGCUUUGCAUCAAAAUAUUCGACUGUUGCCAACAGAUUGUUUACUGAGAGGAAGUGUGUAUAUAUGCUGUAGUAUGUGCAAAAGUUGUAUGUCUUCUGUAAAUUGUUUUAAUUGAAUAAUUCAUCUGUAGCACAUCAUGUUUACAGUUUUUUUUAAUUAUUUUUUGCCAUUGAGCAUGACAUCAUUCUUAGGUUUUAGAAGAAGAAGCGGUGAAACGCAAAUGUUAACUAUUAAUGCACUUUCCAAUUUCAGAUGUCCGCUCGAAAUUAUGUUUUAGGUUGUUUUUGUUUUUUAUAAAUUAGAAUUUUUUCUUAUGGCAUAUUUUCACAAAUGUUACUAUGUUGCUGUUUGACAAAUGUAAGUGGAAUGUGGAUCUAAAUGUCUAAUAAAAGAAGCA